AUGACUCCUGCUUCAUUUCUAUCUACCUAUUGUCUAAUAGAACUCGCGAAAAGUGUCGAAAAGCAAUUCCCGUGCGCUUCAAAAGUGAUUGCUGAAGAUUUCUAUAUGGAUGAUUUAAUGACGGGAGCCGACACCGAGGAUGACUGCUGUCAAUUACAAAGAGAAGUAAGCACAGUGCUAGAUUCAGCAAAGCUACCGUUAAGGAAAUGGUGUUCCAAUUCCGAGUUUGUACUGCAAAACAUGUCUAAGUGUGUUAACGAUCCCUUGUUUGUGUUGGAUAUCGGAGACAAUGACACUGUCAAGUCAUUGGGACUGCAGUGGAAACCAAUUGCCGACCUAUUUCAAUUUGAAAUCGUAUCAAGAUCCAUGGAAGGUACAUUGACAAAAAGAGCUAUACUCUCAGACCUAAACAGAAUUUUUGAUCCACUCGGUUUCCUGUCACCGGUUCUAGUGAAGGGAAAAAUAUUUCUACAACAGCUCUGGUCCAUGAAGAUAGAUUGGGAUGCAAGGCUUCCGUUAAACAUACAGGAAAGAUGGGGUAAAUUUUACGAAGAUCUGGAGCGACUGAAAUAUUUAUCCAUUCCCAGAAAGGCCAUACCUGAACGAACUGAUAUCAUAGAUGUACACGGGUUUUGUGACGCAUCCGAAGAAGCGUAUGCGGCCUGUAUCUACAUUCGUUCUCAGAGCAGCGAUGGAAAAUGGCAUUCCAGACUUCUUUGUGCAAAACCUCGAGUGGCCCCGUUAAAAGAAAAUACAAUACCACGACUUGAAUUGAAUGGUGCCUUGUUAUUAACUGAAUUGACUCAACGGGUCGCUGAUUCAUGGCAAAUCAAUAUUCAUCAGUUCAAACUAUGGAUGGAUUCAACUAUAGUUUUAGGGUGGUUCAAUAGCCAAAGCAGCCGGCUAAAAAUCUAUGUUGCCAAUCGAGUAGCUCAAAUUAUGGAUAUUACAGAGGUCAGCCAGUGGAACCAUAUAGGCACGCAGGAAAACCCAGCAGAUAUCCCUUCAAGAGGUUUAAGACCACGGGAACUGUUAACGGCAAGAUUGUGGUGGAACGGACCUACCUGGUUGGAAAGUGAUGAGAAGGAUUGGAUCUUGAAUCCGAUAACCCAUGAUGAUGAGCUACCCGAAGUACGCAAAGUGAAGCUACUGCUAUUAGUGAUCAAACCGUUGAAUAGUAUAUUAGAACACUACUUUGAAUGGAAUUGUAUGCUACGAAGAGUUGCUUGGUUAAUGGUCUAUUCGAAGUACAUGCGUAAGAAAAUCAAUGGGCCUCAAUCCCUAACAAUAUCAGAUUCGGACGAAGCGAGGAAAUCAAUUUUAAGAAUGGUCUAA
Metopolophium dirhodum (rose-grain aphid) is the source of this 1335-nucleotide messenger RNA. RefSeq lists its product as uncharacterized. The record is from RefSeq and is a predicted model, not a curated record. The transcript has a single exon. NCBI's taxonomy places the organism in Eukaryota, Metazoa, Arthropoda, Insecta, Hemiptera, Aphididae. Bases 1 to 1335 code for a protein of 444 amino acids.